GACGAUGUGGUCAACACGAGCAUUACAUACAUACAACAUAGAUACCACGGGGAAACCAAAAUUACCACCCUGGACAAGAACUGGACUUCACUUCCAUCAUCAACUCUGAACAUUCACCUUCACCAACCCCCAACUGACGCCCUGCCGCUGCACCUGCCCCUCUCCCUGUCUCUUCCCCCUUUUCCUCCCGACUACCGCCAUUAUAUUAUCUCCCUCCCUCCGAUCACUCCCCCUCAAUUGACUCAUCUCCUCGCUUCUCCUUCCAUUCGAUCCAUCCGUUCUCAAAGCGGGGCUGUUCCCUUUACACUGAUUCCUUCAUUGCUUUCCCCCCUCAUGGCUACCAACGGUUCUUCCGAGGGCGAGUCCCGUCUGUUGAUCGUGUCGAAUCGUCUGCCCAUCACCAUUCGACGUUCCGGGGGUGGAAAAUAUGAGUUUUCCAUGUCCUCGGGCGGCUUGGUGACUGGACUGAGCGGACUAUCAAAGACCACCACCUUCCAGUGGUAUGGUUGGCCCGGACUGGAAGUGCCCGAGGAUGAGAUCGACGGUGUCAAACAGCGCCUGCAGGACGAGUUCAACGCGACCCCGGUGUUUAUGGAUGACAAGUUGGCCGAUCGUCAUUACAAUGGUUUCUCAAGUAUGUAUCGUCACUCUUCACCCCUCCGGCCUGCAGCGGAUGUGCAUCCGCAUCUAUCACCUGUGGAUGCCACCUGGCAGGGCCCGACAGACUCGAUUUUGUGGCCACUCCUGCACUACCAUCCCGGUGAGAUCGUGUUCGACGAAGCCGCCUGGGAUGCUUAUCGGGAGGCCAACCGGCUGUUCGCUAAGACCAUCGCCCAUGAGGCCCGGGACGGGGACUUGAUCUGGGUCCACGAUUACCACCUCAUGCUUCUUCCGGAAAAUCUCCGUGAGGAACUGAGUGCGUUGGGCAAGAACAACAUCCGCAUCGGGUUCUUCUUGCAUACGCCCUUCCCGAGCAGUGAGAUCUAUAGGAUCCUGCCGGUGCGGAGUCAGCUGCUGCGUGGCGUGCUGCAAUGUGACUUGAUUGGAUUUCAUACCUAUGACUAUGCACGUCAUUUCCUGAGCUGUUGCUCGCAUAUUCUUGGAUUGGUCACAACCCCGAGCAGUGUGAAGUUCAAGGACCGUUCUGUCGCUGUUGGAGCUUUUCCCAUCGGCAUCGACCCGGACAAGUUCACUGAAGGUUUGAAGAGCCCCAAGGUGCAGAACCGCAUCGCAAGUCUGGAGAACAAGUUCCAGGGAACCAAGUUGAUGGUCAGCGUGGAUCGCCUUGACUACAUCAAGGGUAUUCCCCAGAAGCUACAUGCUUUGGAGGUCUUCCUGUCCCAGCAUCCCGAAUGGGUAGGCAAGGUUGUGCUGGUGCAGGUAGCUGUUCCCAGCCGUCAGGAUGUGGAAGAGUAUCAGAACCUGAGGGCUGUGGUAAACGAGCUGGUCGGCAGAAUCAACGGCAAAUUCGGCACGGUCGACUACAUGCCCAUCCACUUCAUGCACAAAUCGGUGAGCUUCGAUGAGCUCAUUGCGCUGUAUGCUGCGUCGGACGCGUGUGUGGUGUCGUCGACUCGAGACGGGAUGAACCUUGUGUCGUUUGAAUACGUUGCCACCCAGCAGAAACGCAAGGGGGUUCUAAUUCUGUCCGAAUUUGCGGGAGCGGCGCAGAGUCUCAACGGCAGUAUCGUGGUGAAUCCUUGGAACACGGAAGAGCUUGCCAGCGCAUACCACGAGGCCGUGUCGAUGGAUGACGAUCUCCGGGCGCAAAAAUUCGAAAAGCUGUACAAGUACAUCUCCAAGUAUACGAGUGCUUUCUGGGGCAAAUCAUUUGUUGCUGAACUGUCCAAGUGUUCCUGA
Molecule: messenger RNA, 1860 nt
Organism: Aspergillus ibericus CBS 121593
Lineage: Eukaryota; Fungi; Ascomycota; Eurotiomycetes; Eurotiales; Aspergillaceae
Product: glycosyltransferase family 20 protein
Exons: 5
Coding region: 334-1860 (508 amino acids)
Biological process (GO): trehalose biosynthetic process; cellular response to heat
Cellular component (GO): cytosol; alpha,alpha-trehalose-phosphate synthase complex (UDP-forming)
Molecular function (GO): catalytic activity
Source: RefSeq, a predicted model, not a curated record